Xyrauchen texanus (razorback sucker) is the source of this 9745-nucleotide messenger RNA. Its product is annotated as spectrin beta chain, non-erythrocytic 4-like. Gene Ontology annotation, cellular component: cell junction; cortical actin cytoskeleton; cell projection. The record is from RefSeq and is a predicted model, not a curated record. Gene Ontology annotation, biological process: actin cytoskeleton organization. Gene Ontology annotation, molecular function: actin filament binding; phospholipid binding. The transcript is spliced from 20 exons. Bases 360 to 4559 code for a protein of 1399 amino acids. Lineage: Eukaryota; Metazoa; Chordata; Actinopteri; Cypriniformes; Catostomidae.
CUGGAGCUUCACCCUGACACGGUUGCACAAAUACCGGCAUGUCCAUGCCGUUUUGGUUCUCCUUUGGUCUUUUGUCGCUGGAGGAUUAUAAUGCAGCAGUUUUUCAGAAAACAGCUGGACUCAUCGAGACUGAAGAUUCUCUAGGAGACUGAACGCUUCGGUGUGUGUCUGUGUGUGCGUGCUGGUAGUUUUUUCGGAGUGCUGGACUGACGCACGGAUACUGCAGCAGAACUGCAGGGGCCUAGACGCUAACCUGGAGGACAUGAGGACCCAGUGGAACCCCCGCCCCUGAGCUCAAAACCCCACUGCUACUGCUGCACAUUCUGCUGAGCUGAGCAGAGCUCUCAGAGGCCGAUAGGAUGCUGACAGAUCGUGAUGGAGCUCGAGAUGAAGCACAGAAGCUGCACAGGAAAUGGAUGAAGCACCAGGCCUUCAUGGCCGAACUCGCCCGCAACAAAGAAUGGCUUGCCAAGAUUGAACAGGAGGGCGUGGAGCUUAUCCAGGAAAAGCCUGAGUUGCGAUCUGUGGUGGAGAUGAAAUUGAAGGAAAUCCAAGAGUGUUGGUCUCACCUGGAGAACACCACCAAAGUAAAGGCUCGCCAGCUCUUUGAAACUCAGAACCAUCGGACUAGCGAUUUGCCCACUAACAGCCUCAGUGACCUGGACCAGCAUCUGAACGUCAUACAGGAGCAGUCACCCACACUGGGCUCCACCCACACCACACAACCCACCCUCCUUCAGCCCCGCCCUACUUUCAGCCAGCAACUACAGAGGAUUCAAUCGAUGGAGGCCCAGAUGCAGCUUUAUCAUGGUGUUGGUGAAGUGAGGGGGAGAGAUGAUCAGCAAGAACCAGAGGGGGAGGAGCAAGGAGGCGUGGUGGAGACAAGAAUUGUGCGUCUCAUUGAACCUCUAAAGGAGAGGAGGCGGAUCCUUCUUGCUUCCAAAGAAAUGUACCAAGUCACCCAGGACCUGGAGGAUGAAAUUAUAUGGAUUCAAGAGCGGUUGCAUCUGGCCUCAUCUACAGAAUAUGGAACCAAUCUGCCGAGUGUCCAACAUUUAAUAAAAAGUCAUGAGGCUCUACAGAUGGAGAUGCAGGCUCGAAGGGGCCAUGUCGAGGAGGUACUGGAGAGGGCGGAGGCCGUCGCUGCCUUGCGGACCCCCGAGGUGGAGCUUGUGCGGGAGGGGGCGGAUCAUGUAAGGCAGAUGUGGGAGGUGCUCCAGGUAGAGAUGGAACGUCGCACAGUAAUGCUGGAUGCUGUAAGCCACGCCCAACAGUACUACACCCAAGCAGCAAAGGCAGAGUCUUGGCUCAGUGGGCAGAAACUUCAGGUCCUCAAUGAUGAAAAAGGAAACGAUGAGACAAGCACUCUUAGGUUACUGAAGGAACAGUUGACCUUAGAGCAGACAGUGGAGAAUUAUGCAGAAACAGUGGGCUCACUGUCCCAGCAGUGCCGUCACAUGCUUGAGUUGGGACAUCCCGAUAGUGAGCAGAUCACCAAACAGCAGGCUCAUAUAGACCGGCUGUAUGUGUCUCUGAAAGAUCUGGUGGAGCAGAGGAAGACAAAGUUGGAGCAGCAGUACUGGUUAUAUCAGCUGAAACGAGAGGUGGAGGCGCUGGAGAAAUGGAUCUCUGAGAGAGAGUCUGUAGCCAGCUCCACUGAGCUCGGCCGGGACCUGGAGCAUGUCACGGGUUUGCAGGGGAGCUUCACCAAAUUCUCCUCUGAAACGCGUUCAGUGGGCCAGAAGCAGAUGGAUUCUGUCAAUAAGAUGGUGAAUGAGAUGAUUGACUGCAGUCACUCUGAUGCUGCGACCAUAGCAGAGUGGAAGGACGGUCUGAACGAGUCCUGGGCAGAUCUACUGGAGCUUAUGGAGACCAGAACACAGAUGCUGGCUGCCUCAUACCAGCUGCACAAAUUCUUCACCGACUGUCAGGAGGUGCUGGUCCAGAUUGAGGGUAAGAUGAGACAGCUGCCAGAGGUGAGGUCCUGUCAAGUGAGCUCUGCCAACCCUGGCACACUGCAGAGACUCGUACACUCUUUUGAGCAUUCGCUGCAGCUCCUGGUCUCACAGGUGCGUCAGCUGCAGGAAAAUGCUGCUCAGCUGCGGGCGAUUUAUGCAGGGGAGAAAGCAGAUGCCAUUUUUAGCCGUGAGCAGGAAGUGAUGCAGGCCUGGAAAGAGCUCCUGGUUGCCUGUGAGGGCAGUCGUGUACAGAUCACCACAGUAACCGAUAAGAUACAGUUCUUCGCUGUGGUGCGGGAACUGAGCAUGUGGAUGGAUGGAAUCAUGGGGCAGAUUGGCUCAGCCGACGACGCAAGGGACCUCAAUGUGCUGGAGGGCAUGAUGUCUCAGCAUCAGUGUCUAAAGAGUAAGAUGGAUAACAAGAGCAAGAACUUCGUGCAUUGCGUGGAGAUGGGAAAGAUGCUGCUCGCUGCACGCAACCCUGCAGCUGAAGAGGUAAAGGAAAAGCUGGAGUAUGUCAUAGCAAAGCAGAAAAACCUUAAUGAGCGAUUGGAACUGCACUGGGAGAAGCUUCAGCAGGCCCAGCAGAGGCUGCAGUCUAACCAGCCAGGAUUGGUGGAGCAGUCCUGGCUCACAAUGAAAGAGCCAAUCACUAUGAACACUCGUGAAGUAGGGGGCAGGACUGACGAGGUGGAGGAGCUGAUUCGCCGGCAUGAAGCAUUCCGAAAGGCUGCGGCCACGUGGAAGGACCAUUUCAGCUCAUUACGACAGGCAGAGAAGAUGAAGGAGGAACAGAACAAGCCUACUACCUCCUCUCUACUCAGCAGACAGAUGUUCCCUCUCUCAUGUCUUGUGCCCAGCUCCUCCUCCUCUUCUUCUUCCUCGUCUCUUUUCCGAAACCCUCUUCAAGACUCAAUCCUGGAGUCCAAGCCCAGCCCAGAACUCAAAAACUCCUCAGAACACACAGUGGCCCACACACUCACUCAGCGGCUUGGGUCCACUCUGAACCCCUAUAUUAUGGUCAUGAAUGGCUCCUCCUACCAGGGGCUAAACCAGUCAUCAGCAGUCAUGGUAGAGGGUCUUUCCUACCAUGGGCUAAAACAACAGGGAGUUUCAGGUUUGGAUCAUUCCAGCUAUCAGGGGUUAAACCAGCAAAUUGGUGUUUUGGGAGUAAACAGUUCAAGCUACACUGGAUUAAACCAACAGGGUGUUUCAGGAGAAAACAGCUCAAGCUACCAUAGCCUGAACCAUUUAGGUGCUGUGGGGGUGGUAGAGCCCAAAUUGGGAUAUGCUUGGCAGCACCUGAAAUCUGACUGCCUGCAGCCCAAAAUUAACCACAUCCACAAAGCUGUUCCACCUUUACUGGAGGCACAUCGAGCUCAACUUGCCAGUGGCAUAGCAAAUGUGCCAGCUCCUCCUAUGGGCAUGGACCCCUCCCUGGAGAUGAUCCACAGCCGUUUACAGAGAGACCCCCGUGGGAGCCGCUCUGACCCACAGAUGGAUCACCUGCGGCGGGAGAGAGAGUACCGGCUUGGCCGUCAGACUUCCAGUGAGCAGGAGAUUCAGGCGAGACUUAAUGAGCUCCCACUCAUCGUUAGGCAGGAGCGUUACCACAGAAGAAUGGAGAGACAGUCAUCCAGCGAGAAGGAGGGCAGCGGAAAGCAUAGAGUACAGAAACAUGACUCUAGUGAUGCAGACUCCGGGAAAGAGCCGUCCGACAAGAGACCAUCCGGGGAGAAGCAUUCCACUAUGGCUGAGAUUGUUGAACAAGCACAAGAAAGAGAAGCUUGCAAUGCAAGGGGAGAGGUGUACCGGCCAACCAGUAGCCUCUCUGCACCAGUGAGCCAUCUGGAUAGACCCCGGGCUCGUGAUCGUCCCAAACCACGACGAAGACCUCGUCCAAAAGAACCUGAGGAGCCGCGGAGGUCACGUUCUGCACCUUCCCAGAGCGUCCAAUCCACACUCCAACCACCUACACACACCGUCCAUCAUGAGGGCUUCCUCUACCGCAAACAUGAAGAGGAGGGCAAAGAAAGGAGCCCAAACAGUAAAUCGUGGGUUAAUCUGUUCUGCGUGCUCAAGCAAGGAGAGAUUGGUUUCUACAAGGAUGCACGACACAAAACCACACCCUACAAUGAUGAGCCACUUCUCAACCUGGCCAUCUGCACCUUCGACACAACCAAUGGAUACAAAAAGAAGAAGAAUGUAUUCAUUCUCAGGACAUCUGCUGAAGGGAACUACAUCUUCCUGGCUAAGGAUGAGGAUGAUCUAAAGGGCUGGGUCAACAGUAUCAACGCUAGUCUUAAAGAGAUUGAGGAAAUUGCCAAGUGGGAAAAAAAGACAAAUUCCUCCACGGACCCUGACAAAUCAGAGCGUAAGGAGCGCUCAGAAGGGGCGGAGCCAUCCGAGGGGGCAGAGAGAUCAGAGAGGUCAGAAAAGUCGGAGCGUUCAGACCAAUCAGAUAAAAUAGAGGUAUCGGACAAAAGCUCAGAAAAGAAGGACACAUACGAGAAAGAGAGAGGACAACGAGGGGAGAGAGAGAGGGGGGAAAGAGGAGACCAGGGUUCCAGGGGCUCCAGUACUUCAGGAAAAAGCAAAUGACUCAUCUCUCCUUUAUUUACCCAUUCAUCCCUCCUUCUACCCAUCUUUCCAGAGAGCACCGUUGCUGUUUGUCCUGACAGCCUGAUUUUAGGACAGACAUAAUUGAUUAUGUCAUGUGAAAUAUUUAUUGAUGUGUGUGUGUGUGUGUGUGUGUGUGUGUGCCAAUGUGUUAAAGAGAAAGUCUAUGAAAAAUAUGACAGUAAAUGAAAAUAUCCCAGCAUCAGAGGGCCUGUUGAGCUGCCCUGCUUGUCUCUCACAGAAAAGGCACUUUAGACUAUCGAGGAUGACUAUAGCCCUUAAUAUUUUAGAAGCAUUUUCUUGAAGCAAUAUACUGUAUGUAGUAACUGAAAACAGCUUGUUCCAGCCGCUCUGCUCUUCCAAGUGUGUGCGAGAGUAAGUGAUAAAGAGUAUAUUUUCGAGAGAGAAAUCGGAGGUGCAGUAGUUGAUAAUGUUCUCCUAACCAACACCCUCACAGACACCCACUCAGACAUCGGCUGUGUACGGAAUAGCAUACUAACAUACUACUCAUACUAUUGCUGCUGUAUAUAGUAUUUAUACUCUGUACAGUAUGCACAUUUGCCAAAAUGUGCAGUAUAUAACAGAACAUACUGCACGGAUUACUGUAUCCCACCAUCCAAUGUGCCCGAUUUGAACAUCCAUUGCGUGUGAUGAAUCAAUCGAAUUACAACUUAAUAUUAUUGGACUGCCAAAUGUCAAGGCAUUUUUACCUAAAAUUGUACCAAAAAUUGAAAACAGACACAUUUAUUUCUAAAAUAAUUAAAUUGGAUGGCACUCAUUUGCAAAUUAAAUAGGUGACAUGUUGCACACUGUUGCAUAACACCAAUUGGAAUGCCAACUAUUUCACAUGCUAUUGUUAAAUAUAGUAGGCAUGAAACAAUGCAUACUGUGCAGUAUUCAGUAAGUAGUAAGCUAAUAUUCCAUUUCAAACAUAGUCGUUUACACAUGGAUACACACACAGUGCAUCAAGAGUAAAUGUUACCUGUGGCCAUUCUCUCACCUAAGGCUGUACAUGUCUUCCAUCUGCUGCUUAUAAUAAUGGUUUUAAUCAUGUGAGAUGCUUCACAGUGCUGAAGUAAAUGUCAUUCAGUCCAAACUACACUCUCAAAGCAUCAUGAUGAAGAGUUUUAAUAUCAAUCCAUUAAUAUAAUGUGUAACGAUUGCCUGGCAAUGUAUGUGUAUGUGUGUGUGAAUACAGCUCCAUCCAGAAGGAGUUGAAAUGUAUUAUGUAUAUCUCAUUGAUCGUAUUUAUUAAGAUAUUGCAAUACAAAUUUAAAGUGCAACGAUAUCUUUAUUCUUUCCUGCACUAAGUACGAUCAGCCACCCACGUAUGUGUAAAAAUGUGCAGAUUUUUAUCAUAUGUGGCCCUUACAUCAUCCUUUGGUUGUAAAAUGAUUAGUACACAUAAACAUGUGUGUCUGUGAGUUUGUCAUGCUAUAAAAAAAAGAUUGUUUAUAUAUACUGUAUAUACACUGGUGUCCAAAAGUUUAGAAUAAUGUACAGAUUUUGCGCUUAUGGAAAAAAUUGUUACUUUUAUUCACCAAAGUGGCAUUCAACUGAUCACAAUGUAUAUUCAGGACAUUAAUAAUGUGAAAAAUUACUAUUACAAUGAGAAAAAAAAAAUUCUGAACUUCUUAAACUACUUCAAAGAGUUCUCAUCAAAAAAUCCUCCAUGUGCAGCAAUGACAGCUUUGCAGAUCCUUGGUAUUAGCUGUCAGUUUGUCCAGAUACUCAGGUGACAUUUCACCCCACGCUUCCUGUAGCACUUGACAUAGAUGUGGCAGUCUUGUCGGGCACUUCUCACACACCUUACAGUCUAGCUUAUCCCUCAAAAGCUCAAUCGGGUUAAGAUCCAUAACACUCUUUUCAAAUGAUCUGUUGUCCAAUGUCUGUGUUUCUUUGCCCACUCUAACCUUUUCUUUUUGUUAAUCUGUUUUAAAAGUGGCUUUUUCAUUACAAUUAUUCCCAUAAGGUCUGCACCCUUGAGUCUUCUAUUUACUGUUGUAUAUGAAACUGGUGUUGAGCGGGUAGAAUUCAAUGAAGCUGUCAGCUGAGGACAUGUGACACUCUGAUGUACUGUACUUAUCCUCUUGUUUAGUUGUACAUCUGGCCUUCCACAUCUCUUUCUGCCCAGUUGUCCUUUGUCUUUGAAGACUAUAGUGUACACCUUGGUAUGAAAUCUUCAAUUUUUUGGGGCAAUUUCAAGCAUUGUAUAGCCUUCAUUCAUCAAAACCUAAUAUUGACCUUAAGACAUGCCAGUCUAUUGCAUACUGUGGCAACUCAAAAACAAACACAAAGACAACAUUAAGCUUCAUUUACUGAACCAAAUAGCUUUCAGCAGUGUUUGAUAUAAAUGGCAAGUGAUUUUCUAGUACCAAAUUAGCAAUUAAGCAUGAUUACUCAAGGAUAAGGUGUUGGAGUGAUGGCUGCUGGAAAUGGGGCCUAUCUAGAUUUGAUAAAUUAAAUUUUUCAAAUAGUGAUGCUACAGUUUUUUACAUCAGAAAUGUCCUGACUAUACUUUGUGAUCAGUUGAAUGCCACUUCAAAAUUGGUACUGUGAAUAACAGUACCAAUUUCUUUCCAUAAGAGCAAAAUCUGUACAUUAUUCCAAACUUUUGGCCAUCAGUGUAUAUACACACCAAUCUGUCAAAACAUUAAAACCACCUGCCUAAUAUUGUGUAGGUCCCUCUCGUGCCACCAAAACACCUCCAAUCUGCAUCUCAGAAUAGCCUUCUGAGAUGCAAUUCUUCACCAGUCAUCCAUGCGAUAAUCUAAACAGCCAAUAAUGUGGCUGCAGUGCAUAAUAUCAUGCAGAUAUGGUUCAGGAGCUUCAGUUAAUGUUCACAUCAACCAUCAGAAUGGGGAAAAAUUUGAUCUCAGUGAUCUGGAGCGUGGCAUGAUUGUUGGUGCCAGACGGGCUGGUUUGAGUAUUUCUGUAUCUGCUGAUCUCCUGGAAUUUUCACGCACAACAGUCUUUAGAAUUUAAUCUGAAUGGUGCCAAAACCAAAACAAAUCAUCCAAUGAGCGGCAGUUCUGUGGACGGAAAUGCCUUGUUGAUGAGAAUGUUCAACAGAGAAUGGCCAGACUGGUUCGAACUGACAAAGUCUAUGGUCACUCAGAUAAUCUUCUCAUAAUGCUAUUCUGAGAUGCAGGUUGGCUCUGUUUGGCAGCACAAGGGGGACCUACACAAUAUUGGGCAGGUGGUUUUAAUGUUGUGGCUUAUCUGUGUAUAUCAGUAUAUAUACACUAGUAAACAAAAUGUACUUCUAUGAGCUGCAGCGACUAAUUACACAUCAAAUUAUACGUAACAUUUUUAUCAACUUGCGAAAAUGAGACAAGUUAAAAAUUAUUUAUUUUUUAAAGUGCCCCCGGCUGAAGUUGCAACAAAUGCAGUCUCUUGCAUACAAAAAUAUAGAGACUGGGACAAUUUUAUUGUUUAGGGUUUUUUCUUUUUUUUUUGGCCAGAGCAAAAAUCAGCAUUAAAAUGCUCAUCAGAGACCGCUUUUCAUUUAUAUAUUAAGAGAACCGUUGACAGCUUUUGCAAUUACUAGGACAAGGAUGAAGAUUUUCACCUAAACUAGUAUAAAGGUAUAAAUUAGAAUUACAGGGUUAAGAAACAUAAAUAUCAAUAAAUCUUUAAAAUAAUUAAUAAAAUGUGUAUUUUUUUAUUUGUACUGAUAGUCCUUUGGCUUUAGUUUUAAGUUGUUAAUAGCUUUUUUGAGGUCAAGAAUUUCCUCUCUGCUUUCUUAAAAAAAAAAAAAAGUUCUUCACUGGUCGUUGCGGAGUUCAAACUCUGACUGGUACCAUUGUCCAUUAAAGAGCAAAUGUCAGCAUCAUAUUCUAACUAAGACCUAUUGAUUUUUAAGACUGAACCUUGUAGAGCCCUUAAAAAAAAUCAUUGAUCAUAAUUAUAAUGCUACCUAGCCCAACACUGUGUACAAAACUCCGCUUGCAGAAAAACAUUAGGACUAGAGUGAUAUUAUGCAACAAACACAGAUUUGGGAUGCUCUUAUCAAUUGAAGACUUGUCCUUGUUCUUCAGAGGCUGACCAGGGUCAGUAGAUUUAGCAGCAUUCAUACAAUUUCCUAUUGUCACAUGGCACAAAAUAGAAACAAAUUAUACUGCAGCCAAUCACAUGACAGAAUACAGACCACCGAUCAUUCCUUUUCUCACACCAAUCCUGUUCUGGCCUAGUCAGUGUUUAAGUGUGAUUUUGUCCUAGUGUGAUGGAGUAAAAUUCGCACUAAAUUAGAAACAUACUUUGAUCAUUAUUCCAUAAAAUACUCCAGAAAAUUUGAUAUUUUGUGACUGUUGUUUCUGAUAAAUGUGAUUGAGAAUGAAUGUAUGUUUAUUACCACUGUUUUUGUGUCUGUGUCAUAUUUGCUGAAGCAAUCCCAUCCCCCAAAAGACAAGCAAACAGUCAACUGACACCCCCCACCAGAGAAUAUCCAAAAAGAUGAUUUGACUCAUUUGACUUCACUUUUGAACUCUUUUACUUAGCCAAAAUUUGUUACAGAGUGACCUCACCUAGGGUAUGCCUGUAAAAAAAAAGCACAAUUUCACCCAAAACAAAGCAAUCUGGAGUUUUAGAAAUGACACACCAUGAUCCCUGCAGUUCUAAAAGCAGCCACAUACGGCACUUCUUUCCUCUGUGAGCAGCUGCAAAGGCAAACUCUUAUGGUGAAAUAAACUUUCCUGUGAACUCAUCACCUUCACCUGAAUGUAGUCACUAGAUGAUCUCAAUAUCUGUCAGUGAUUUUUUGACCUGUUAGUCAGUUUUCUUUGUAAAGCCUUGUAUAAUUUCUUUAACUGUGCCACUUGUCAUUUUCUCCACCUCACAAUUUAUUUCUGAAAGAAAUGGAAAAGCCCUUAAAUAACGGAGAAUGUGGUUUUCCCUUUUUUUUCCGAUAAAGAUAGUUAUUUCACACAUGGAACUAAAGAAAAACACUAUUAAGUUGCAUGAAAGAGAAUAUAGAGGUGAUUUCUAUGCAACAGCUGUGCAUGUUUAUCAAAAGGGUUUCAACCUUCCGCAAAGCACUGGGUUUGGGUCAUGUUUAUGAUAAUAAUGAUGAUGGAGAAAUGAGUGAGCAGAUCACUUGUAUAGCUGAAAUGAGACAUUAUAUCAUUUAUGUACUGAUAUCUGCACUAAUUCAUAAAUACAGGUUGUAU